This is a messenger RNA of Mobula hypostoma (lesser devil ray), 877 nucleotides long. Its product is annotated as contactin-2-like. Lineage: Eukaryota; Metazoa; Chordata; Chondrichthyes; Myliobatiformes; Myliobatidae. Bases 1 to 726 code for a protein of 241 amino acids. The transcript is spliced from 4 exons. The record is from RefSeq and is a predicted model, not a curated record.
AUGGAAGGGGCCACAACACAGGAUCGGAAAAAGCUGCAGAGUCGUAAACUCAUCAUGGGCACCAGCCCCCUGCAGCUUCGAGGACGUCUUCAAAAGUCACACAAGCCACGGCGCUUGAGGGAUUUUGAACAGAGCAUCAUGAGCACUUCUCUGCCCCAGGCCGCUGAUAAGCCUGUUCCAAAUGGAAGCUCUGAAAUAUUCAUCAGCACAGAGAGCAUGGGGCUCCCGCCUCACGAAGUGCCUGGGGUGAACAUUCAAGUGGUGGCUCUGAGGAAAGAAGAACAGAAAGGCGGGGUGCCUCCUAUCUCUGUAACCAAAGGCCACCCCUUUAACAACACCACGCUGGACAGUGGGCAGGCCUUGCACUGGGAAUGUCGAGUCAAUGAGAGACCACGGCCCAUCUAUCGAUGGCUGAAGAACGGCGAGAACUUCCUCUCACAGGGUUCUUUUGAAGACCCUGACCUGGAGUUACAUGCUGACUUCGGUUCUUUGCGGGAAUGGGACCACUCUCAGGGUUUCACGACUGGCUGCUAUUCGAUAUGCCAAGAGAAUAGCUCGCCUUCAAAGUUCCAGGAUCUCAUGGCUCUGGAGGCAGGUGAACCAAAGGUCGGCGUCCCGGCAGGAAAUCGGUGUGUUGUGGGAGACAGAAGAUCGCCGGCUGUGUGCCCAGAGAGCCGAGAUCUUUGGGCACAGAGCUCAGAAAAAGUGACACAACAGACUUUUUAACAUUGUAAUCAAUGAGUUGUUACGUCUCCCCUCUCACUGUGAAACAGAGACACCUCUUUCUCCCUUAUUAGGGAGACAGAGAGAGAGAGAGCGAGCCUGUGGUAUGUCCAAUACUGGGUGAAUGAGUAGUCUUUGGGGUACUGCAAGUCCG